Knipowitschia caucasica is the source of this 1401-nucleotide messenger RNA. Lineage: Eukaryota; Metazoa; Chordata; Actinopteri; Gobiiformes; Gobiidae. The record is from the annotation of a GenBank genome assembly.
AUGGAUGGACCGGAAGUUCAAGUGUUGGACAUCCUGUCCCUGCGGGACACCGCUCAGACCUCGGUGGCGGUGGAGAAGCUGUGGUCCGGACUGAGCGUGCUCAGUGACGUGUAUCUGGUUUCCACGGUGACGCUGCCGCAGAAGCUCGGGGGCGUUCUGUUCGGACUCUACGACCGGGACGACCACAACAAGAUCCUUGAGGUCGCUCUGAUGGGGAAGGUCAACAAAGUCCUGGUCCGGUACUCUAAAGCAGACGGUCGUCUCCACACGCUGAACCUGCAGAACGCGCCGUUGGCUGAUGGGCGGAGUCACAGCCUCGUGCUGCGAUUGGGCGGUCUGAGGAGGCGGAGUCUCAGCGCAGAGCUCUACGUCGACUGCCGAUUGGCCGAUUCUGCCGCUUCACUUCCUCCUUUGGGAACAUCACAGAGAAACAGCGACACAGUGGAACUGCGGCACGGAGAGAAGACGUACGCGAGAGUGCAGGGCGCAGUGCAGUACCUCAGCCUGCAGCUCGGGGGCAGUGUGGCCAAAGCCGGUGCUCUGGCUGACUGUCCGUUUCAGGAUUCUACCACCGCAGCGGGAAGCGACGUGGGAGCCAUCCUCGGUGACCAUCUGAAGGCUCUGAUUGGUCAGCUCAUCAUCUUCAACCAAGUCCUGGGAGAACUGCGACUGGACAUCAGAGAACAGGUGAAAGAGAUGUCUUUGAUCCGCAACACCAUCCUGGAGUGUCAGGUUUGUGGUUUCCAUGAGCCCAGAUCCAGGUGUUCCCCAAACCCGUGCUUUAAGGGCGUGGCUUGUGUGGAGAGCCUACAGUUCCCAGGAUUCACCUGUGGCUCCUGUCCCAGCGGUUUCCAUGGCAACGGGACACACUGCGAGGACGAGGACGAGUGCUCCGUGUGGCCCUGUCAUGGCCACUCCCUCUGUGUGAACUCUGUGGGGGGCUUCAGCUGCAGCCCGUGUCCUCUCGGCCUGUGGGGGGCACCAGUGAGCGGCAGCGGACUCAGCUUUGCUAAGAAACAUAGACAGGAAUGUUCUGACAUCGAUGAAUGUUUGGAACAACCAGAAGUUUGUACGACCAACUCUGUGUGCGUCAAUACAGUGGGAUCGUACAAAUGUGGUGGUUGUCGUCCCGGUUUCCUCGGUAAUCAGACGGCCGGAUGUUUCGCCCGCACUUCCUGUUCGGGUCUGACCUUUAACCCCUGUGACGCCAACGCUCAAUGUCGAGUGGAGAGAAGCGGCGCCAUCACGUGUGCGUGUAACGUGGGGUGGGCAGGUAACGGAAACACCUGUGGUCAGGACUCGGACAUCGAUGGUUUCCCCGACCGCUCGCUCCCGUGUCAGGACACCGACCGCCACUGCCGUCAGGUGAGCCAAUCAGAGGGCAGCCGGUCUCCAUGGUAA